This is a messenger RNA of Ctenopharyngodon idella (grass carp), 2090 nucleotides long. RefSeq names its product basal body-orientation factor 1 (gene bbof1a). The transcript has 12 exons. The record is from RefSeq and is a predicted model, not a curated record. NCBI's taxonomy places the organism in Eukaryota, Metazoa, Chordata, Actinopteri, Cypriniformes, Xenocyprididae. Bases 10 to 1575 code for a protein of 521 amino acids.
AGCCGAAAGAUGCCGAAAAAGAAAGGAAGCAGGGGCAAAGGAAAAGGAAAAGGUAAGAAAGAAGGCAAGCAUGAGUCUAAGGCCGACAGGGAGUCAGAGAUCGAAAAGUUCAAAUCAAACGCUGCUUUAUGGGAGGCGAAGUUUAAUAUCACAGAAAUUUCUCGUGUUGAGUAUCGCGAAGCUACUCGCGCGCUUGCCAAAGCCAACGAGGAGCUCGCGAGCCAGCAGUACAGAGCCAAGAAAGACACGGAUGAUAUUAUUGCUUUUCUGAAAAGGACAGAUCGUGAAAAAACAGCAAUGAUUGCUGCAUUAGAAGAGCAACUGAAAAGAGAAAAAGCAAAAACUUCACAAGAGAGAGACCUUUUGGUGGAUGAAUACAUGCAGAAGAUUGAUGCUUUAGAAGAGAGGUUUAAGCAGAGGUCAAGCGACUUCCAGAGGAUGCAGGGCGAGCUCAAAACCAUUAAGCAUUUUCAAAAAAUAAAGGCCAAUCUGGAAGAAGACCUUAUCAGUAUGAGAGAAAAAAUUUAUAUCGCUGACCGUGCACACCAAGAGAGUCUGGCGAGAACAGAGUACAAGUUCUACACAGCAAGGAUUCACCUUGAGAAGGAAGCAGAGCAAAAGAUCACUCAGCUUGCAGAGCGAGCACAUCAUGAAGCUAUUGUGCAACUCGGUACAGCAUCACAUACUGUGCUAAAGGAGAAUGUACGAUUGAAUGAGGCAGUGAAUUAUCAUGUGAAAGAGGCGGAGGAACUGAAGAGGACGAAUGUAGCCUUGACAGAGAAGAAUGCUUCCCUUGCUCUUUUGAAGGAGACGAAUGAACUGAUGAAAAAGGAAGGCAAUUCCCAGCUAAAGUCCCAACAAAAUGAGAUCUCCGAACUAGGGGCUAAAUUGGUCACACUUGAGCAAGCUCUGGGCAUCAUGUCUGGGGAGUUUGAGCAGGAGAGAGAAGAGGUGGAACAGCGUGCCAUGGUCAGCAUGCAGGCCAACAGCACAGACCUUGAGAGAUUGGAAAUGCUUCUAGCUGUUCGAGAGAAGGAGCUAUGCCAAGUGAAACAGCUGGCGCAAAGCAUCAUGGAGCAGCGCAAAGAACUUGAGCUCUUCUUUCACGAAGCUCUUGACCAUGUGAGGAAGGAAAUAAGAAAACAACAACAGCACUAUAGACAGGAGGCACUGAAGGCCUAUCGCUGGAGAAUGAAUGAGGCACGGGCUGGAAGGUUGGAGUACCCUCGUAUACGGACCUUCUCUAAUGCCCCGAACAGCACCAAUGACGUUCAGACUGACCUGGAAGAGGCUGACAAAUGGAGCAACUUGAAAAGCUCCAGUGUGGAUAUUUCUGAUCUAACAUGGGAGCAGAAAGAGAGACUGCUCAACCUGCUUUUUGCUAAAUUGAAUGGACAAAAAAUAAGGAAACCAGCCCAUCCUUCAGCUCUAUCAACAUCUUCCUCAGAGAAGAUCCAGGUUAGCAGUGAUGCAGGGUUUACCGACGAGAAACAUAGCCUGACCUUUAUAAGCCAGAUGCCAAUGGCAAAUAUAACCUCUGAACCCUGUGUUCUGCCAGCCCUCAAGGGCACCUGACUGUACACCUUUUUUUUUUAUAUACAGCAUUAUAUUAAAAUAUUUGCUUUAAAAAAAAUACAGGAUAAUUGUCAACACUCUGAAGUCUUCAAGUUCUGGUCUGUCCCAAGCUUCAGACUCUCUUCCAUGGGUGACAAGUAUUUCAGUGUAAUGGAAUUCCCUGUGGUAAAAUCUCCAUAAAAUCGCAUCCAUCUUAGAUUUUAAGGCCCAAUUAAACAUACACACCUUCAGACAAAACAUCUUCUCUCACUUCUCCAUCCACCUGAUUUAUUUUGUUAUUGUUCUAUUAGGUUCAGUCUGCAGUGUUAAUUUAUGAUCUUUUUUCUCUGCUCAUUACUGCAGUCUGUAACUAUAUUGUUUAUAUCUAUCUCAUUUCUACACGAUUCAUUUUCUUGUUUUUCUUUAUGUCCUUGUGAAGCUACUUCGAGUGAAUGAAAGAUAUAAAUAAAAUGUAGAAUGUUUCAAUGUAAAAAAAAAAUAAAUAAAUAAAAUAAAACUAUUAUUAUUCCAUAAAA